AUGACUUCAAAUUCAAAUGAAACAAAAACUAUUCUAAUUGUUGGAGGUGGUUUGGGCGGAUUAGCUCUUGCACAACUAUUACAACAAGAACUAUCGUCUUCGAUUAAAAUAAUUGUAUUUGAACGUGAUGCUGGCGAAGAUGUCCGUGACCAAGGCUACUUUAUUACGCUUCAUCACAUGGGCAUUGAUGUGCUCGAACGUAUCUCGACAGUUGAAGACGCUUUUUCUCAUCCAUCAACAAUGUCUUAUAGUCAAUAUCAAUUGAAAGUUGCAGAUAAGUCUAUGAAAACGACACUUGAAUGGACUUCAAGCGAACUGAAAGUUAUUGAUCGGGCCAUUCUACGACGAAGUCUACUUAAAAACAUUGAUGUUCAAUGGAAUAAACGAUUUGUUUCAUAUACGAUUCUCGAUGAUGGUGUUGAAGUUCAUUUUGAAGAUGGAUCGACUGCGCACGGUACAUUACUUGUUGGUUGUGAUGGGGCUAAGUCACUGGUACGAACUCAACUGAUACCAGAUCUACAACGUUAUUAUGCUGGAGUUGUUAAUGUGGCAGGCACUGUCGAACAAAAUGAAGAAUUAUUAAAUAUCAAACAGUUAAUAUCAAAUAGUCUUGUACAAGUACUUGGUGACGAAGGACAUGGAUUAUUCUUGAUUUCUACUGGACGAUUUUGGUUUUGGUCUCUUUCAUGGCCGAAUAAAAAUAGAACAGACGCAGACAUUUCUCAAACACAGUUGCUCGAUAAAGUUCGUAAACAUUUUAAUCAUGAAGAAUUUAUUCGUUUAAUUGAAAUGUCUUCAUCCAUACAUUUGAGUCCCUUAGCUAUCUAUUCUUUUCCACCGUCGAAAAUCAAUCCAUUUCAAAAUAAUCCACGAGUAACAUUACUUGGCGAUGCUGCACAUUUAAUGACACCUAAUCGUGGAAUGGGUGCCAAUACAGCUUUUGCUGAUGCAUUGGAUCUUGCGAAUGUAAUAUCUGUUGGUCACACCAAAUCUUCUCUUGCUGAGUACGAAGAGAAAAUGUUUAAGCGUGGUUUUCAGGCCAUUCGAGAUUCUCUUCAAAGUACACGCACUACACAUAUGCUAGGGUUGCAAGCUCAAAUACGUGAUUAUGUUAUUUGGUUUUUACAUUAUUUCAUUGCGUUGGCUAAUUUUAUUUCAAUUCCAUAUAAUUGGUUUUGGCACAGAAUAAACUAA
Molecule: messenger RNA, 1194 nt
Organism: Rotaria socialis
Lineage: Eukaryota; Metazoa; Rotifera; Eurotatoria; Philodinida; Philodinidae
Source: the annotation of a GenBank genome assembly